AUGCUGAAUCGCUCUAAACAAGCUGGGGAAUGGAUUCUGAAAAAUCCGAAAUAUAUUUCCUGGCUUGAAAACAACGAAGCGGACUUACUUUGGAUCACAGCAAGGGUUGGUUGUGGCAAAACGACACUAGCAUCCCACAUUACCCAAAAGGUCCAGGCAAACCCGUCAUCUCGGUCCUCCAACAACAACAACCUGAAGCCAGUGAUACUAUACUUUUUCUUCCACAAGUCCAACGUGGAAGCUGAAGGGACAGCAACCGGUGCCUUAAGAACAAUUGUCAGCCAGCUAGCAUGUCAAGUCCCAGAUGUCCUUCCGAUUGUCUUGGGCCGAUAUGAGUUCUUGUCCACCAAAGGUAAUUUCGAGUGGUCAUGGGAGAAUCUAUUGACUAUGAUUGGAAAUAUGCUUGAGCGUAUUCCAAUCGACUUAGAAGUCUACGUUAUCCUGGAUGCACUGGACGAAUGCGAACCGGAGUCUCAACGACUGCUUCUGGACUGGUUGCGAGAGCUGGUUAAUAACGGUAAACUUUCAGCGAUGCCGAAGACCUCAAGACCAUCGCUCAAAUUUGCCAUCACGAGUAGACCGGACGGAAACAUCUUCGAUAGCUUAUCGUGCUUCCGCACUAUUGAGAUGACUGCUUUAGAUACGGCGACUGAUAUGCACACGCUCAUAAAUAAUCGGAUUAAAGACUUUUCUCGCCGCCGCCAUCUGGAUAAGGAAGCGAGCCAAAGAAUUAUCGAUUUUUUGGAAGAAAAUUCUCAUGGAAUGUUUCUCUGGGUAGUCUUGAUAAUCCAAGAUCUAGAACGUCGAGAUGAACGCUUGACUGAGGAGGUAAUCACAGCCAAGUUGUCGAGCAUUCCUUUGACACUUCUCAACACCUACGAAGCAAUUCUCCGUAAUACCCCGCCAACUCGGAAAAAGGAUAUGUGGAGAAUUUUUCGUUGGCUGCUGUUUGCGAGACGUGGUCUUACUCUUGCUGAACUGGAAGUGGCAUUG
Messenger RNA from Hyaloscypha bicolor E, 993 nucleotides. RefSeq lists its product as uncharacterized. The record is from RefSeq and is a predicted model, not a curated record. Lineage: Eukaryota; Fungi; Ascomycota; Leotiomycetes; Helotiales; Hyaloscyphaceae. The annotation marks the transcript as partial. The transcript has a single exon.